CCGAGCGAGGACGCGGCGAGCCCGGCGCUGCCCGCCCGCCCGCGCCGCCCCCAUGGCGAAGGAGAGGAGCAGGAAGGCGCUGGCGGAGCUGCUCCAGCGGCCGGGCAACGCGGCGUGCGCCGACUGCGCCGCGCCGGAUCCAGACUGGGCAUCACAUAGCCUGGGAAUCUUCAUCUGCUUAAACUGUUCAGGAAUCCAUCGCAAUAUUCCACAAGUCAGCAAAGUGAAGUCAGUCCGUUUAGAUGACUGGGAUGAUGCCCAAGUUGAGUUUAUGGCUUCAAAUGGAAACAAUGUAGCAAAAGCAAAAUAUGAAUCUAAGAUGCCACCAUUUUAUUACAAGCCAACAUUUCUUGACUGUCAACUGCUGCGGGAACAGUGGAUCAGAGCCAAAUAUGAAAGAAAAGAAUUCAUUCACAGUGAGAAGCAAGAACCCUAUUCUGCAGGAUACCGAGAAGGAUUUCUGUGGAAGAGAGGACGUGACAACGGACAGUUCUUAAGCCGAAAAUUUGUGUUAUCAGAGAGGGAAGGUGCACUGAAGUACUUCAACAAAAAUGACGCAAAAGAACCCAAAGCAAUUAUGAAGAUCGAACAUUUAAAUGCGACUUUCCAGCCUGCAAAAAUAGGGAACCCGCAUGGAUUACAGAUCACUUACUUGAAGGAUAAUAGCACAAGGAACAUCUUUGUCUAUCAUGAAGACGGCAAGGAAAUUGUGGAUUGGUUCAAUGCCAUACGGGCAGCGCGUUUUCAUUACUUACAAGUGGCAUUCCCUGGAGCCAGCGAUGUCGAUCUGGUGCCAAAGCUUUCUAGAAACUACCUGAAGGAAGGGUACAUGGAGAAGACGGGGCCAAAGCAAACAGAAGGAUUCAAGAAACGAUGGUUCACCAUGGACGACCGGAGGCUCAUGUACUUCAAAGAUCCCCUGGAUGCCUUUGCUAGAGGGGAAGUGUUCAUCGGAAGCAAGGAGAACAGCUACAAGGUCCUGGAAGGGCUCCCGCCAUCCACGCAGGGGAAUCACUGGCAGCACGGGAUAACCAUUGUCACCCCCGACAGGAAAUUCCUCUUUGCCUGCGAGACAGAGGACGACCAGCUGGAAUGGAUUACAACCUUUCAGAAAGUCAUAAGCAGGCCGAUGCUGCCUCAGGAAUAUGCAGUGGAAGCCCACUUCAAGCAUAAACCUUAGAUGGGACUGGGCAGACCUGAGGAAUGAGCUUCUGUUUACAACACAUCAUGGUUUUAUUUGAAAUGCUAAAAAUAAUUAAUAAUAAUAAUAAUAAUAACAAUAAUACUUCCCUUUCCCCUCAUCAUUGACUUGAUCAUGUUGGAAGCCAAGAAGGACAGCCGCAAAAUGUCAGAGAAGAUGCUGGUCAAUAACAAAAAUCAUUUCUCUGGCUGUGCUGUAUUUCCAGCAGUGCCCAGGCUCCUCCAGAGGCUUCAUUUCUACGUGCAGCCGUUUUGUGUAGCCCACCGCAGUAGGUAAUUCCCGCAGAGACCACACGUGUUGUCGGGUUAGGCGGCUAUCAGCAACGUGGCACGAGACUGGCCCACGGGCCUGCGCUAGCCUUUAGUAACACAGCUGGUCUCAAGCGUGUGGCAAAACAGGUUUUAGACCACUCUUCCCAGGAUGAUGAAGACUGUGUCAGUGGCCCAUCUCAGGGCACAGGGCUUUCUCUGGAAACCUCCUUGGCUCGUGCAAAACCAAAAGGGUUUCCUGUGGAAAUUGGUAACUUUGGGAAGAAAGAACAUGCCUUUUUCUUCUAUCCCAUCUGAAUAUCCUUCUCGAAGCAUUUCAACAGCUGGUUAGUUGGAUGGUGAGUGGGGUUGAGUAACCUGCUUUUUCUCCUCUGCAAUCUUUUGUUAAUUUAGAUCACAGAUGGAUAUAAUCUGGUUCAGGUUUUGGAUCUGAACUUCCCAGAGCUCUGAGCCACCUGGGCUGGUGACAGGAGGAAGAGGCAGCAUUGACCUGGACCUGGACCUCCUCGGAUGCUCUGACCUCUAGAUUAGGCUGGUUCAGUCUGUGCGAUAGCUGUUCUCAGGUGAGCUGACGUCCGUGGUUCAGACAGCCGCGGUUCAGCCAGGCUCUCUGUGGCAAUCCUAGCUCUCCACUACCAUUUUCUCACGGGGUACUCUGGUUCCCUGAGAUUGUGACAUUGUAUUGGGAUACAGAGAAUGCACCUAAAACCCCAAAUGAGAUAAAGAUCAUCCAUAAAGAAUUGCAGCUAUUAACCAGAGGAGGAGUUUGUAGGUGACUGAGAUGUGUCAGAAGGCACCAUUAUGUGUUCUGCUGGCCCAUGUGGUUCAGACUCCUUAAAAAGCAAGGAGGACGUGUAGCACCUUCGAGCAGCUUCAGAAAAGGAUCUUGAUAGGAAGUUUGCCUCCCUGUUAUUCCUUGUGGACAGUAUUUUCUGUGCAGUACCUCAGCCGCUUCUGUCUUUUUGUCCAAGUUGGUGGCAAAGUGGUAUGUUUUGCAAAACGGGCAAUUGGAAAUGGUGUUGGUUUUGAUGGGUGGCAGAGGAUGACUUUCCAGAGGAUGGGCAUGGCUUGAAUAUGGGAUUUCAUGCAGGUCACUGGUUUGCCUGAAUGCGCAUUUGGGCCCAGUUCACCCUUUGAAGUGGCUCUCCUGUGUUGUUGAUGCCUGUCUGUGGUGUUAACAUGCUAGCUUUCUCAUGGCAUUUCUUUAGACAUAGAAGAGCUGAACUGAGUGAGGUACUAGCUUACAAGCAACAGGCCCAUGAGUGGUCGCAGCCAGGUGUCUUUACUGUAGAGGCACACAACUGCCAGGACUUGAAGAACGGUGCAUGUGUACCACUUAGGAAGUUCAGACAAAACCAGAGUAGUUUGGCUUAUAUGGUCUCAUGAUGUGUAAAUGUUGCUAAAUCCUCCAGAUGUCAUAGAGAUAAAUUAUAAAUAAAUUACUUUAAUGUGGGGUGAACGUCACACUUUGUAAGUGAUGGUACUGUUAUAUAUAGGCUAGUUUCAAACAGGAUUUUCAAAUAACAGAAAUUUGUGUUGUUGGCCUCAUUAUCUGCUUACCAAAGUGCACAUCCAAGAAGUGCCCGUUACGAAGAGUGAAACAUCACCUCCGAGGAAUCCCAGGCUUUGCGGAUUCAUCCGGCUGGCAAGCAGAGGGGGAGGCAGGCCUGUCUGGGUGAGCAGGACGCUGUACAGUGCUUGUCCGCUAUCCUCUGCUCCAAAAGGAAGGGGACAAUUCAGCACUUAGUCAGAAGUGAACCACAGGCAUAAAAAUGAACCUGUCAGCAGGCACUUGACUACACGUGCCCAGGGCAGCCUGCGGUGGUCACGGAGAGUUGAGUGUGACAGCUGGGAGGAUGGUGCAGUGCUCCGAGUGCAGCUGCACUGGGAGAAACUGUGCCCACAGGGGCUUGUUGAGAAAUCAAUGUGUCUUGCACAGCCAGUGUUGUCGGAGCCGGACCUGCAGGGCCUUGGAGCAGGUGUUUCUGCCCUUUCACCUCCAUGUUGAGCUGGUGAGCCCCAGGUUGGUGCUGUGUUGCUGCCCUCAGUUGUUGGCCCCAGCACUGAAGUCUGGCAUGAUGCCCAGGUGAUGCUUAUGUGCUGCUGUGAGAGCAGUGGAGCUGCGCUUGGCUUCUUUCAGGUUCAUCCCCCUGCAGAGCACCUACCAUUGCAUCGCACCAGGAGUUAGAGCCUGAGAAAGGUAUCCUGGAGGCCAAGGAGAGAGAGAGAGAACCUUGCUGUGCCUGGAGAGCAAGAGGAAGAUCUCAAAAGCCCAGGUGGGCAGAGUCGAGGUGAAGAGAAAUGAAGGGAAUAGUGCAAUGAGAAGGGCUGGUUUGGCUUGCAGUGCUGUGAGCACGCCUUCAGCCCCAGCAUGCCUCCUCUCAAGUGCUGCAUGGUCAGCAUGAGUUUGCCUGGAGGGGCUGGGAGGCCAGUGGCCAGUGUCUGUGUGGAAAGGCUGUGCCAGGAGCUUCACUGAACCUGCUUUGGCAACUCUUCGGAGCCAGGCCGACAGAGGCGUACAUCUGUACAGCAUCGAUGCUGCCCCGAAUCACACCAAGGAAAAGACUCAGACACCCAAGGUGGGUUAAAGCAAAGUUUCCUACACCCUGUGCUUUCCUGAUCCCAGGCAACAGGAAAAAUGGGUGGUUGGCCCCAGAUGGACAGCAGAGCUCUCCCUCUGCUGCUCAGUGACCUUGAGCAAACAGUGGUGGUGAAAUCAAGAGACAGGCUCUUUGUUUGGGUCAGUGGGUGCUGGGGAGCCCUGGCUGCAUGGUCCCUGCAGCUUCAUGGCAGAGCCGGGUCCCCAUGCAGCUGUCUAGGGUGGUUUCUCCAAGCAGGAGACAGGAAAAGGCUUGAAAGGCCAAGUGCUGCCAGCCACCAAAGGUCCUCAUGCCAAAUUACCUGUCAUGAUGUGGUCACUAUCCCAGUGAAAGGGCAGAGUAUUUUGUAGCCAUUUUGCAUUGGCACAUUGGUUGAAAAGCUGGACUGGCUCAGUGGGAUGAGGCAAAGCCCGAGCUUGGGUUAUGGGAUUUGCACUUUAGGUUCACUUAUGCCAACAGGCCCUGUAAAACCACUUCCAAGUCCCUCCAGUGGUCACAUCUCCUUCAACCACCUCCUGCCCCUCUGGCUGAUGGAUAUAUUGCUUCUACAAAAAACGGUUGUUGCACUUUUUCAAUAAUUCUCUUAAUUUUUUUCUUGUUAAUUUUUUGCAAAAAGAAAAAGAAAAAGCUGCUUAAAGUGACAUUUCAACAAUGUUUUGACUGCUGUAAUACCUGCAGUCAGAGGAAGUUGAGAAUUGCGAAGUUCUUGGCUGUCAGUCCAAGAACUGUACAGAACAUGCUGAAUUUUUAUCUGAAAAAAAUUACUAUGUCCAGUAACAACAGAACAAUACAUUGAACUGUCCGAUGCAUUUCUUAAGUUGGUGUUUGUAAAUGAAAGCCAUCAUCACAUCAGCUGUAUAUGUUAUGUCACUGGUAAGAAAACUGUGGUACUAAAUGUC
Rhea pennata is the source of this 4969-nucleotide messenger RNA. RefSeq names its product ArfGAP with dual PH domains 1 (gene ADAP1). The coding region runs from base 53 to 1180 and encodes 375 amino acids. NCBI's taxonomy places the organism in Eukaryota, Metazoa, Chordata, Aves, Rheiformes, Rheidae. Gene Ontology annotation, cellular component: intracellular membrane-bounded organelle; cytoplasm; plasma membrane. The transcript is spliced from 11 exons. Gene Ontology annotation, molecular function: phosphatidylinositol bisphosphate binding; phosphatidylinositol-3,4,5-trisphosphate binding; GTPase activator activity. The record is from RefSeq and is a predicted model, not a curated record. Gene Ontology annotation, biological process: positive regulation of GTPase activity.